GCUGGAGUAAAGUUAUGUGUGAAUUUAACUUCAAUUCAACUCUUCCGUGUAUGCGGAGAAGUCUACGCCGCAACAUGUGAAUGCUUCCUUCGUCACAAUCACAACUCGGGGUCCACCGUGGCAGAUCCCAUCAGUUUUCAUCUGACUGAAAAUUCAGGAAAAGUUGAACUCAGUUUGGUUUGUUCUUCAGAGACUCACACUUCAUCUAUCCUUAUUGAAGUACCCUCACCUAUUCUGAGGGAACUACACAGCAGAUGCCAUGGCUUUACUAAAUAAUCUCAAGCUGGCCCUCCAUAAUUGGAAUUCAGCACGGCUUUUGCUGCCUCAUUCACUGCGGUUGCCCUGCUCAUCUGCUCGGCAAUCUUCUCAUUGCGCAGCUGGGGAUGCAAUUCAAGCAGCUCUUGAUGAGGGUGGUGACGUGCACGGCUUCCGUGUGCUCGAGGUGCGGGAGAUAGAUGAGCUGCAACUCACAGCAGUACGCCUACAGCACAUAAACACUGAAGCUGAUUACCUGCACAUUGUUAAAGAUGAUCCCAACAAUGCCUUCUGCAUUGGCUUCCGCACCACACCUCUGGACUCAACCGGCGUGCCGCACAUUCUUGAGCACACUGUGCUAUGUGGCAGUCACAAAUAUCCUGUCCGCGAUCCUUUCUUCAAGAUGCUUAAUCGAUCUCUCUCAACCUUCAUGAACGCCAUGACGGGCAGCGAUAACACCAUAUACCCUUUUUCCACGCAAAACCCUACUGAUUUCAAGAAUCUUUUGUCAGUCUACUUAGAUGCAGUAUUUAAACCGAAUUUAACCGAGUUAGACUUUAGUCAGGAAGGAUGGAGGUUAGAACACGCUGACCCUAAAGACCGAAAUUCUCCUAUUGAAUUUAAAGGUGUUGUUUUUAAUGAAAUGAAAGGUGUGUUUGCCGACUCGCAAAAUAUUUUUAUGCAGAAACUUCAGAAUGGUCUCCUCCCUUCUCACACAUACGGCGUAGUUUCUGGGGGAUAUCCGCUUGACAUCCCCAACCUCUCCUGGGGUCAACUCAAGGAAUUUCACAAAUACCACUAUCAUCCAAGUAAUUGUCGUAUUUUCACCUAUGGAGACAUGGAUCUCGAGGAUCAUCUGGCCUUCAUCAAUGAGAACUACUUGAAGCAUUUUUCUAAAAUUGAACUUAAUACAGAGGUACCCGAUGAACCGCGUUGGUCUAAACCUUGUACUGAUCACAUUCAUUGCGGCAUAGAUUCCCUUGCACCGCCCGACGCACAGAACAGCGUUGCCAUUUCAUAUCGUCUUGCAGAUAUAACUAACAUUUCCGAAUGUUUCACGAUGAGUCUUCUAAGCGAGCUUCUUGUUGGCGGCCCCAAUGCUCCUUUCUACAAGUCUCUGCUGGAGCCGCUAUAUGGUACUGGCUUCUCCCCCGCCACAGGCUACUGCGGCCACACGCGCAACACAACCUUCACCAUUGGGCUCCAGGGCGUCAAGAAUGGCAACACGGAGACCGUUCUCACGCAAAUAGAGAACACAUUUGAGCGCGUAAAGAAAGAAGGCUUUCCUCAAGAGAGAAUAGACGCUAUCUUGCAUGGUAUUGAGCUAUCGCUGAAACAUCAAACCCCGGGCUUUGGUGUGGGCUUAGCUAUGAACCUCGCUCCUUUUUGGAACCAAGAUGGAAACCCUAUCCAAUCUUUAGCUAUUAAUGAAUGUAUUGAUAACUUCAAAAAAUCUAUGGUGGAUAAUCCAACAUUUUUACAAGAUAAAAUCAACGAAUACUUUGUCAAGAAUAAGCAUAAGUACACUCUCAGCAUGUCUCCGGAUGCUUCUUUCGAAAAAACGUUAAAGGAAAAGGAAGCUGCAUUGUUGCAGUCUCGCAUCGAGAAUCUAAGCGAGGAAGAUAAGCAGAGAAUUUACGCAUUAGGAAUUGAGCUUUCAAACAAACAGGAAGCAGUCGAAGACUUGAGUUGUCUACCUUCUCUACAUCCACGGGACAUCAGCAGAAGUGUUGAUCGCACCACCCUGUCACAUGUACGUCUUUCAGAUGGUGUGCCAGUGCAAGCGUCCCCACAGUCCACCAACGGAGUUACUUACUUCCACGCAGUGAUGGACACGCACAGCGUGGCUCCUGACCUGUUACCGUACAUCCCACUACUCUGUGCCGUACUUACGAAAAUGGGUGCCGCUGAUCUUGAUUUUAGAGCAUUUGAUCAGAAAGUUGAGCUCUACACUGGAGGCUUAUCCGCCAGUCCUCAUUUGCAGCAGCACAUCGAUAAUUACUCUCUGGAGAAAGGCGUAGUCAUCUCUUCGUAUUGUCUUCAAAAGAACUUGCAUCACAUGCUUAAAUUGUGGGAAAAUGUUCUCACUGAAAUCAGAAUGACUGACAUGUCACGAUUUUCUACCCUAGUCAAAAUGAUAGCGACUGAAAAAUCAAAUAGUGUCAUUCAAGGUGGUCACCAUUACGCAAUGCAGGCAGCCAGCGCUACCGUGAGCCCUUACGGCGCCGCCCGAGAAGAGUGGUCUGGUCUCUCAUACGUGGACCGACUCAAACGGAUCUCAGAGUCGGAUGACCUCAAGCCUGUACUUAUCAAGCUCUCUCAGCUUGCAUUUGUGCUCCUGGGAAAAAAGUAUAUGCGUGUUGCUGUAAAUGCUUCUCCGGAAGAUAUGGACUCAACUCUGAAAGAAUUAGAGCUAUUUUUGGACAACAUCGGGGGAACGCCUAAGCCAUAUGAGACUCAUCCGGCAAUCGAUGCGUCUGCCUUCACACCUUUCACCCAACGGACACAUCACGUCUUUCCUUUCCCCGUCAACUACACAUCGCGAGCGUUCACUGGUGUACCUUAUCGUCAUCCUGACGCUGGCCCCUUGCGUGUUCUAGGACGCCUCAUGUUCCCUUUCUUGCACCGUGAAAUUAGAGAGAAAGGAGGAGCCUACGGUGGAGGAGCAGAUGUUUCCCCAGGUGGCCCAGUCACUUUCUACAGCUACAGAGACCCCAACUCUGUCCAGACUUUUGAAGCCUUCAGUCGAGCGCUCGAGUGGGUGCUCAAAGGAGACUUCAAUGAGCGCGAUCUGAAUGAGGCUAAACUAGGAGUGUUUCAGAGCAUCGAUGCGCCUGUAGGUCCCGGCUCUAGAGGCCUCCGUCAGUUCCUGUCACACAUCUCCGAUGACGUGUUCAUGCAGCACCGAGAGAGCGUGUUGGACACUGACGCCCAAGACAUCGUACGUGCCGCUAGACUGCAUCUGCUCGAACCUCUUAUUGAAGGCUCGUGCCUCAUCGGUCCGGCAAACUCUACGCUUGAACAAGAUCCUUUCUGGUCCACGGUGCAACAUUAGUUGUUUAUGCCUCAUGUUUAGUUGGGAUAGCAUAAGUGAAAGGCGAUGCUUGCUAGGCCUCAAUUUUCCAUUAUUUUUAUUAAACUAGGUUCAUUUAUUGAGCUUUAAUUACUUAAUCAAUCCCUAUGGAGAUGCUCCGUAUGGCACUGCCUACCUCAAGUAUUUAUGAAUUUCGUUGAAAAAUCUCAAGACAUCCCAAGAUUCAAACAAAACAUUGAGGCUACGUGUUUUACGCUCCUUGCAGUGUUAGCUUUUUGUUGGUUUUUGUUGAUUAGCAGCUUGUGAUUAUAUUCAAUCCUAUUUCUGGUUCUUAAUUUUAAUAAAGUAUAUUCAGUUUA
Hyalella azteca is the source of this 3648-nucleotide messenger RNA. RefSeq names its product presequence protease, mitochondrial. Gene Ontology annotation, biological process: protein processing. The transcript is spliced from 4 exons. The record is from RefSeq and is a predicted model, not a curated record. Bases 260 to 3310 code for a protein of 1016 amino acids. NCBI's taxonomy places the organism in Eukaryota, Metazoa, Arthropoda, Malacostraca, Amphipoda, Hyalellidae. Gene Ontology annotation, cellular component: mitochondrial matrix. Gene Ontology annotation, molecular function: metal ion binding.